UAGUGUUCAGUGGGGACAGAGUUUCGGCUUUACAAGAUGAAAAGAGUUGUAGAGGUGGAUGGUGGCAAUGGUUGUAUUUUAUACUACUGAACUGUACGCUUGGAAAUGGUUAAGGUGGUAAAUUUUAUGUGCAUUUUAACACGAUGAAUAAAUGGAAAAGAAAUCUUAUCUGCAAAUGCAAGGUGGUAUCCCGGAUUGGAUCCUGGAACAGAAAAGGGUGUUAGUGGAAAACCUGGUGAAAUACAAAAGGGCUCGCAGUUCCGUUGUCAGCGGCGGGCCAGUGUCGCUUUCUUGGCUGUGAUGGGCUCUGCAGUACGUGAGAUGUUAACAGGGGCGGGGCUGGUUAGGAGUGCACUGUGCCUCGGUAUUGCAACUUUUCUGGAAAUGUAAGAUUAUUCCAAAAUAAAACGUUUAUUUGAAAAACAUGGAAAAGCAACUGCAUCCUCGGUCUCUGGGGAGUGAUCAUGGGGCCCCAGCUCCAUCAGAGGAGGCUCCUUGCCGGAGUCUCGCCUCCUGGGGUCACUUCUCGGGCCAGCCCGAGCUCACCUACUGGGGUCUCCAGGGGCCAGAGUGCUGAGUGGCCUCCUUCCUCUCCCCCUCCGUGAGGCAGGGAGGCGUGAGGCAGGGAAAUGGCGGCAGGGAGUGGGUUCCUGGGGGAGGAAGGGGAAGAAGCAGAGAAGGAGCAGAGAGCCCGCGGCGGCCGGACCUGCCGGAGCCUCAGGAGGAGGACGAGAGCAUGUGGCUGGACAGCGUACAGACCCGCUUUGGUCUCCAUCCAAACUCGUCUGCAGAUUGACUCAGGGGUCAGCUUCAUCAUUUUGUUAAAAAGUAAACAACUCCCGUCUCCCCCAGCGGUGCUCUCAGGCCGAGCCUCUGCUCUGAACACGAGCUUCUUGCAUCAACUUCCAGUAGUUUCCAGGGGCCAGAGACCCCCGCUACGGGAUCAUGUCAGGAUAGAAUAUGGCGGGGACCCCGUCCAGGUGGCACUGGUGGCACAGAACGGACUUGAGGGUGGCCCUCCCUAGUGGCGAGCAGGGAAGCUGUGGGCCAUCUGCACCCCAAGCCACUCGCACCCCGCUUUCCCGGCUGGAAACAUCUGUCGUUGGGUCUCAUUCAUCCGCGUGCGUAAGUAUAAAUCACCUGUGCGUACGUGUGGUUCCUAGUCUCAUGAGAGCGAUCUUAGAGCAAAGAUGGAUUUUCUCUCCAUUGUUUUCUGGAUCUACUGAGCAGGCUUUCCCCCUUGAAUUGACAGUCUGUGGAAACACUAGAUUGGCAGGGCAUUUCCUGACCCAGCAAGUAGAAGUGAAAAGUAAGUUCUGUGUAGAAAUCAAGCAAUCACACGAGUGACCCAAUUGCUGGGGAAUUUUAAGAAGUAGCUUGGUUUUCAUGACUUCAAAAAAGGCCAGCAGCCACGCAAACACUUUGCCUUUAAAGUGGUGUUUGUGGGGCGACGGGCUGGAGGCCGAGAUUCACGUCUCUUUGCAGGAGGGAGUGAAGACGGAGAACGGCCACAUCAACCUGAAGGUGGCGGGGCAGGACGGCUCCGUCGUCCAGUUCAAGAUCAAGAGGCACACGCCGCUCAGCAAGCUGAUGAAGGCCUACUGCGAGCGCCAGGGCUUGUCAAUGAGACAGAUUCGAUUCAGGUUUGAUGGACAACCAAUUAAUGAAACAGACACCCCAGCACAGCUGGAGAUGGAGGACGAAGACACCAUCGACGUGUUCCAGCAGCAGACGGGGGGGUCCGGGGCGGCCAGCUGCCUCUGGGGUGCGGCCCCUCGAGCCACCGUCCCCUCGUGUCACUGCGCUCGUGUUCGCUAUUGAACAGUGAAGGCGUGACCAUGCCCGCACCAGGGAGGCUCAGACACCGAGGACAUUCCCCAGAAGGACCUUGCUCUCUGAUGUACUUCAGUGCGGCCGCGGGGAUGUCCACGGCUUCCCCCGGCCCAUCACCCCGGUACCUCUGUUUGGGUAAAAUGCAUGGCGAGGGGUUUUGGUUUUGUUUUUACUUUCAUUUUUGUUUUUCCUCCCUCCUAUGACAUUUCCCCCAAACCUGUGGCCCGAGUGCCCACUUUCCGUCUAGGUGGGGCUCUUACCCCAGGUACUGGCCCCUACCCAUUCCAGUCAUGUAGAGAACUCACGUCACUGCUCUGGGAGUGUUUCCGUGGGGUGAGUUUUGGGGACACAGUCGGGAUGGGAGACAAACUUUCACUUAUCUUACUGGCACAGGUCUUUUUAAUGCUAAAUAUUACAAGUGUGAGCUUUGUCAGAAUAUAGUAAAGUUGAAGGGAAAAUACUGGAAUGUUUCUUAAAAGGUAAGAAGUUCUUCAGUAACGUGGCCCCGCGUGGGGCCUGGGGCCCAGGACCCAUCGCCACCCAUGGCCAGUGAUGCUGUUCAGGGGCAGUGAAAGUUGGCUUUUCCCCUUUUCCUUAACAGAGAAAAAAGUAAUUCCCACACGUCUCACCUGGUAAUAGUGCCGGGGCCUCAGAUUUCUUCUAGUAUUUGCUUCUGAUGAAUGACAGUCUGUAUAUAAAAAAGGAAGAUUGAGUAUUGCUGAUUUUGCAAUUAACGUUUUUGUGUAAGAGAGCUGCUUCAAAGUGUGGUUACGAGUGAAAGACGGCUCCGGGGUCUCCCCAUGGACUGUGCUCUGCUCCUCAAGUUGGUAUGGAGUUUACGUGUUACAUGUGAUUUCAGUUCUGUGAAGCAUUUGGGGUCUGUCCUGGUUAAACUCCGAUAGUUGUCCUGUUGCCCUUGUGUGUGGACCCACUGCCGCCGGAUGGCCCGGCAUUGCUUGUUCGGGUCGCCUGGGCAGCGCGGCCACCGUGCUCUCUUGUCUGGCUGGCAUCUCGCUGAAGAUGUCUGCUUUUCCUUUGUAUUUUGCUCUUCGGGCGCGGGUGGGAUGUCUGCUGGCUCUGCUGUGUUUAUUCCCGUUGGUACGUUAUUUGUCGUCCUUUACUACUGUCGACAGUAAAUAGAGUUUGGUAUUCUGUCUCUCGGCUUGUAUCCAGCACUGCGUACGGAGCUUGGGCGUUGUGUCAUGUUCAGUAUUUGCAGCGACCCUCCAGCGAGGCCACUCAGACUUUGAUCUAAAGGCCGGUUCACCGCUGCCCCCCUUCCUGCGCCCGCGCAGGCUUCCCAGGCGGGUGGCGUCUCCUGCCGAGGACACCCCCUCACCCUCAGAACUCUCCUCUGUCCUCCCCUGGGUGUCCUGGGUGGAGGGUCGCCGUUACUCUGGGCUUCUCGAUAUUUCUGGUGUUUGAGUAUAAGACUUUUCCUUGGUGCAGUUGACAAGCUACUCACUCAUCGCUUUGAAACGGAAGCGCGUUGGCACUAAUUUGAGAACUUCCCUGCGUGCCACGCUGUGACAGCACCAGGGUGCAUCAGGUGAGGCAAGCGCAAGUUGAAAGGUCAAGGGCAGCCGGGUAGUGGAGCACUUGAUUCACUUACAGCAGCGGCAGGAGGUGAAGGCGCAGCACAGCGACUGGGUCGUGUGCCAGGUGCCGCGGCGGGUGGCGAAGCCCGACAGGGCAGCCCCUGCACUUGUGCCGAGAGGGACACGCCGGGGUGCCUUAGGUUAGGAGCAGCGCUGUAUCCUUGGGAGCUUAGAACAAUGCUGCCUGACCGAAGAGCAGGCAACGUCCUGGAGGUUGUCUUUUAUCUUAGAAAUGUGUGCAGAUUGUGCAUUCGGAAUAAUCUGUUGAUAUCGAUGUUUUUAAAAUAUUGUUACCCAAACCCAACUCCCAGAAGCUUUGGGUUAAAUUGAUGCUUCAGUAGGAGACAGGCCCUAUUGAUGCUGUUGUUGGUGCCCUGGGUCCCAGCCGGCACCUUCUCAGUUCCGGUACCGCAAGUCCCAUGUCCCAGGACCCCUCAGUUCCAGGCACACGGGCGAUGCCAGCCUGGCUGUGCUGCACAGCACAGGUGGGGAAGCCUGUGUUAAUACUGGCUCUGCCACGAGACACAGGUUCCAUGGAAAGGAACUGCAAAAAGCAGAUCCUUCUUGUACCUCAGAACUUCAGUUCCCAAAGAAACUAGUUUAUUCUGAACUUGCUGGCCUGUCCAGUGGACCAAAGCCUCUAGGUAUUGAUAUCACACACCUGCUACUCAGAACCCUGGGGAUACCAGGACCGACUGACCGAGCAGAGAGUUGCCAGAUUGAGUGAAUAAAAUACAGGGUGCCCAGUUACACUUGGAUCUCAGAGAAGACGUGUGGAGGGGGCCUGCUUCCCUGAAGGGGAGGCCGUCCCACCAGCCAGUGAGGUGAGAGCCUUCUGUUACGUUGAGCACCUCAUAUUUUGGGUUUUUGUCACUUGAAACUAAUCGUGGUACAAGCUGUGAAUACACACACUGCUCUCCAACAGGAAAAUGAUGUGACAAAGACAGCAGUGACACAGACGUGGACGCAGCUAAGAACAUACCCAGCAUCUGACAGGUGCUGUUGUCUGAGCGUCAUAAUGUUGAUGACGAUGCUUUUCAUCACCCACACUUCCUUUAGGUGACCGAGUGGAGUUUUCCUUUAGUCUCCAUGGGAACCACACCCUCUGACCCCUGACCGGCUUGGGGGGAUGGGGUGUGGUUUGAUUGCAGAGAGGGCAACUACUUGAACAGGUGAAGCGCAUGAGUAUUUGUGCAAAUCCAUUACUCUUUGGAACUGUCUAAAAGUACUGUGUUGUUUUUAUAAAUCACCAUGGUCAUUUGAAAA
Messenger RNA from Lagenorhynchus albirostris (white-beaked dolphin), 4697 nucleotides. It is a transcript of the gene SUMO3, whose product is annotated as small ubiquitin like modifier 3. Gene Ontology annotation, cellular component: nucleus. The transcript is spliced from 3 exons. The record is from RefSeq and is a predicted model, not a curated record. NCBI's taxonomy places the organism in Eukaryota, Metazoa, Chordata, Mammalia, Artiodactyla, Delphinidae. Gene Ontology annotation, biological process: protein sumoylation. Gene Ontology annotation, molecular function: ubiquitin-like protein ligase binding; protein tag activity. Bases 1387 to 1821 code for a protein of 144 amino acids.